Messenger RNA from Malus domestica (apple), 1099 nucleotides. The record is from RefSeq and is a predicted model, not a curated record. Lineage: Eukaryota; Viridiplantae; Streptophyta; Magnoliopsida; Rosales; Rosaceae.
CAGAUCGGAUGGCGGACGGAACUGCGCACUCGCGGUAUGUGAAGCUGACAAAGGAUCAAGCGCCGGCCGAGGACAUUAAGCCCGGCGAGCUCAAUCGGCCCAUCGAAGUUCCCCAGUUGAAUGUUCACAGGUGUCAUGAAUGCGGACAACCUUUACCCGAGAGCUAUCAGCCCCCUGGAGAUGAGCCUUGGACAACCGGAAUUUUUGGCUGUGCUGAAGAUAGAGAAAGUUGCUUGACAGGGUUAUUUUGUCCAUGUGUUCUGUUUGGGCGCAAUGUUGAGAGCCUAAGAGACGAUACCCCUUGGAACAGACCAUGCAUUUGUCAUGCCGUUUGUAUUGAAGGUGGUAUGGCUCUGGCAGCAUUAACUGCAAUCUUCCAUGACAUUGACCCAAGGACUUCAUUUCUUAUUUGCGAGUGUCUGUUAUUUUCUUGGUGGAUGUGUGGGGUAUAUACAGGUCUUGUCUUGCAAUCCUUGCAGAAGAAGUAUCAUCUACAGAACUCGCCGUGUGACCUAUGCUUGACACACUGCUGCUUGCACUGGUGCGCCUUGUGCCAAGAGCACAGGGAGAUGAAGGGAUGCCUCUCGGACAAUGCUGUGAUGCCAAUGACCGUCGUCAACCCACCCCAAGUUCAACAGAUGAAGUCUGCUGACGACAACCAGGACUCCGCUUCACCACCGACAAACACCAUCCAAGCUUACCUACCGCUCUUCCGCCCUACGACACGUCGCUCAAGCGACUCGAGCACCUCGAAAUCGUACCAUAGCUAUCUCUGCAACAUCCAGCCCAACAGAGCUCCACCUUCGAGAUGCUGGACGGUGGUGCCAACUCUGUCGCCGCGUUGUCUGAUUCUCCACCAGACCCCACCUGCUGCACAUGGUGCGCACACCCGGAGCAAGCUGGGCUGCGCUCUCGGCAUCGACUCUUUCCACCACAGCGCCUGGGCUCCCUCGAGCUCGUCGCUAUGACCACCAUGAUAGCAAAGAACUUCAACGACCGCCGUCAAACGACUAGCCGGUCGUGAAGCUCGAAGCACCAUCUUCUCCGUCCUCCUUGCUCCGCUGCCUGCAAAUUUCUCUACCCAUCAUCAACAUUUAUA